AUGGGCUUCCGUCGAAUUUUGGGAGGUCCUCUGCACUCAACAGAGAAGCGAUCUCGCUUGAUCUUAGGUGUCAGACAAGCCAGCACAGCCAGUGACAAACCACCGACAAAGAAGAAACGAGUCGUCAUCAUAGGCUCAGGUUGGGCGGGCUACACACUCGCUCGAACUCUUUCCCCAGCCAACAGCACUCGAAUCCUCAUAUCGCCUCGAUCUCACUUCGUAUUCACGCCCCUUCUUGCUUCAGCUUCAGUUGGCACGAUCGAACCUCGAGCCUCUAUAGAACCAGUGCGUCGACUAGGUCUUGAUAAGUUCCACCAAGGCUGGGCUUCCGGCGUGGACUUCAAACGAAAGACUGUCUUGGUGGAAUCUGCCCCUCCAGACGAUGUUGCGAGCAAUCAGUCCCGGCCCGUUGGCAGCAGGACAACGUUCGAGGUCGAAUAUGACCAACUCGUGCUAGCUGUGGGCUGCCACAGCCAAACCUUCGGCAUUGAAGGCGUCGAAGAGUAUGCUUGCUUUCUCAGGGACGUUGGCGACGCCCGCAAAUUACGGCAAAGAGUCCUUCGAGCUUUUGAAAAAGCAUCCAUGCAAACUACCCCUGAAUGCGACAGAAGAAAGCUUCUCCAUUUCGCCAUUGUUGGUGGUGGACCAACGGGUAUCGAAUUCGCAGGGGAACUCAAUGAUUUACUUCGUAAGGAUCUGAACAAAAUGUACCCCGAGUUAUUGCCCUAUGCCAAGAUCACAAUCUAUGACAUCUCUUCCAAAGUUCUUCCUAUGUUUGGCGAAAGCCUGACGAAUUAUGCAGUCGACAGGCUUCGCCAACAAGGAAUCGAGGUCAAGACUAGACACUCCUUGAAAAGCAUCCGUCGGUCCGGAGAGUUUUUAUCUCUCAAGAUUGAUCAGGAGCCCCAAGAUGUCGGUGCCGGCGUGGUACUGUGGAGCACUGGAUUGAGGCAGAGUCCCCUUGUCGAGAACCUUGUCCAACAGAAGAUCGAGGGGCAUGGUAACAUCUCGAAGGACACUGGCACUGGGGGGAUAGUAGUUGACUCUCACUUCCGUGUGCGCACCGACGAUGAUUCUAUUCUUCCUGAUGUCUUUGCUAUCGGCGACUGUACAGUUAUGGAGCAUCAGCGUCUUCCAGCCACGGCACAGGUAGCCAACCAACAGGCCGCCCACCUUGGGUGUUACCUCAAUAACCCCAAGGCAGAUAUGAAACCCUUCAAAUUCAGGGAUAUGGGAGCCAUGGCAUACUUAGGCGGCUCGAGAGCAAUCCAUCAGAACAGUAAAGGGGAGCUCAAGGGGAUAGCAGCUUGGCUUCUCUGGCGCGCCGCGUACUUGGUUAAAAGUUUUAGCAUUCGUAAUAGGCUACUAAUUCCUGUAUAUUGGGCAGCUACUUGGAUUACCGGUAGAGACAUUUCGAGAUUUUAG
Clonostachys byssicola is the source of this 1425-nucleotide messenger RNA. Lineage: Eukaryota; Fungi; Ascomycota; Sordariomycetes; Hypocreales; Bionectriaceae. The record is from the annotation of a GenBank genome assembly.